AUGGAAACCAUCUCGCACGUUACGCGUGUGCUUUCUAAGCAAUUUGACGCCGCUUCUUCGACUCCCGAAAUCAAUUCGUCGACUAUCGAGCUUGGGCCCACGGAAGCACAUGUGCUUCAGCGCCAUGAGGUAGCGGAACUCGUGCCUGAUUCCUCCUCCGACUACCAGGACGAAGACAAGGGUCUGGAGUUCCCCGAAGGUGGCUGGAUGGCGUGGCGGGUGACCCUGGGCUCGUUUUUUGGGCUGUUUGUGGUUCUGGGAGUCAUCAACGCCGUCGGAGCCAUCCAGGCGUACGUGGAGGAGAACCAGCUGGCCCAGCUGCCGUCUUCAACCGUGGCGUGGAUCUUUUCCAUCAACACCUUCAUGACUUACUUUUUCUCCAUCCAGUGCGGCCAGCUGUUUGACAUGUACGGCCCCUACCCCUUGUUGGCAGUUGGCUCUUUUCUGAUUGUCCUCGGUUUCAUGUUGACUUCGCUAUGCCAACAGUUCUGGCAAUUUGUCGUCUGCUUCGGUAUUGUCUGCGGCCUGGGCUCCUCCAUAUGCCUUACUCCUGCCGUGGCUAUCAUUGGAGACUGGUUCAAAGCCAAACGAGGAACUGCCACGGGAGCUGCCACUAUCGGAGGCUCACUGGGCGGUGCAGUCAUCCCCAUUAUGCUCAGAUCCAUGUACUCGUCAGUGGGCUACGCCUGGGCCGUUCGAACUCUCGGAUUCCUGUCUCUGGGAUGCAUGGCCAUCUGUAUCUGGUUAGUCAAGCCGCGGUUUGAGCGUGCCCAUGAAAAGAACGGACGAACCUUCUGGCAACUCUACGUCACCGACGUUCUGGACUUCCGAUGUCUCAAGGACAAACGGUUUGCAGCUCUCUGCUUCGCCGCCACCUUCUCCGAAAUCGCCCUCCUCAUCUCCCUCACCUUCUUCACCUCCUUCUGUCUCAAGAGCGGCAUGAGCCAGAACUACUCGUACAUUCUACUGACCAUCAUGAACGCUGUGGGAAUGGUGGGUCGAUACCUGCCUGCGUGGAUCUCCGACCGACUUGGACGAUUCAACACCAUGAUCAUCAUGACCCUGGGCGCCUCCCUGGCCAUGUGGAUCAUGUGGCUGCCUUUCGGAACACAUAGAGGAGCUCUCACGGCCUUUGCAGUCGUCUAUGGUUUCUUCACCGGCUCCAUUCUUUCCCUGAUCCCGGUCUGCUGUGGCCAGAUCAGCAAAACCUCCGAGUACGGCCGACGAUACGGGGUCAUGAACUUCUUCAUCGCGUUUGGAGCUCUGGGAGGUGUCCCCAUCUCUGGAGCUCUCAUUUUCGACACAAACUACGACUACCUCAUCAUCUUCAACGCCAUUCUCUCCACCAUCGGCUGUUUGGGAUGGAUCCUCGCUCGAACCGCCUGCGUCAAGUUCAAGAUUUGCAAGGUAUAG
Molecule: messenger RNA, 1413 nt
Organism: Yarrowia lipolytica CLIB122
Lineage: Eukaryota; Fungi; Ascomycota; Dipodascomycetes; Dipodascales
Biological process (GO): transmembrane transport
Cellular component (GO): membrane
Molecular function (GO): transmembrane transporter activity
Source: RefSeq, a predicted model, not a curated record